Molecule: messenger RNA, 2253 nt
Organism: Eimeria mitis
Lineage: Eukaryota; Apicomplexa; Conoidasida; Eucoccidiorida; Eimeriidae
Exons: 16
Coding region: 1-2253 (750 amino acids)
Source: RefSeq, a predicted model, not a curated record
AUGAGCGAUGGAUGGGGCUUCAAGAAGGUUCAGUACACAAAGUACCGCAUCACGAAGCCGUGGACUACGGACACCCAAUUCGACGAUCUCCUUCUUUCCGAACCCUCGAGGGACACGCUUGCAAAGUUCACAAAGGAUGCUCCGCUAUUUCUCCGGUUCCUAAAGCUCAUUACAGACGUGGAGAACAGGCCUCGUGCGUUCAUUGAAUUCGCGAAGAGGUGCGAAAACGGUCUCGUGGUGGAGAAGGAUGUUUUCAUAACGAAAGAUGAACUGAUGAAAUGCAUAUGGGAGAAUGGAUUCUCACAGAACGAAAUGAAUGCAUUUGAAUUUGCAUUCCCCGCGGACUACAAAUUUCAUUAUCCGGAGCUGGCGGUUCUGUUCGACUUGCCAGAAGAGGACUGUUACAAGUAUUGCAUCCGUCAGCGAGCAAAGACGCCAGAGCAGCUCGUAGAAAUCAACCGAAACAUCCGUGAGUAUUUGUGGAAGGAAGAAAAGGCUAUGAUCGAGAGUGCGAAAGACCGUAAAGAUGCCGGUGAAGAGCUGGUGCAUCGUCAGUUGAAGAAAUACGCAAAUGAUGCUCGUUGCCUUGAAUACGUUUCUUCGUUUAAAGAUGAGGUUCAGCAGCAGCUAGCUGAAUACCAUGUAGCUUUGCUGGAGCAAAUGAGGCAGAGGAUGGUGGAGCGAAUCACAAGCAAGCUCACUGCGAUUCAGCAAGCGGAGAAGGCAAUCCAGGGCUCCCUUCAAGAGGUUAUCGUGCGCGAGCUAGUUGAAUCAUUUCAGAGGAAGUUAGCAACCGACGCGAAGUUACAAGAUGCAGCGCUAAAAGCUGCAAUAGAGGGAAUUGCCGGCGACGUUCCUUCUGUUGAUCCUGUAGGGGCUCACUUCAUGGCGUCUUUGAAGGAACUUGGAAACGCUGACACUGUGAAGCCUAAGUCAACGGGCAGCGGAUCUGUCCUCGAAAGAGUUUCUGCGGUAUUUCAACGUCGUGAAGAAGAAUUUCUUCAGGCGUUUACCGUCAGUCCAGAAGAAGCCAACGAGGUGAAGCAGCUUGUUGGAAAAUGCAAGUCUGGGGAUGAAUAUGACUUUUCCAAGCUCUCCGAGAAGGACGCGGCGAGGUUGGACGCCCUUCAAGUAAACAUCCUCGAUCGUGUUGGAUAUGCGACAAUCAUGGAGGACGAUCUCAAAUCUCUCACAGCCCUUAGCCCCUCUGGCGAAGCCCUUAUCGAACACGUGAACAAUCAGCUGGCAAUGGCAAAGGAGAAGAUUCGAAAUGCUAGGCUAACACAAUUUGCAAGGGAAACCAGCGAUGGAUUGCUUCCCCAUUUGGCGGACUCGCAUUUCUGGAAGGGUCUUUCCUUCACUCAAUUCGUCAUGCCAAUUUUCGCGUUUAUUUCUGAUUCGUAUCCUCUGUAUGGCUCUCGGAGAAAGCCAUACAUGAUCGCCUUCAGUUUGUUGGAAGCAUUGGGCUUCAUCAUGUUGGGAACGUUCCCUACACACGUGCCAGUGGCCGAAGCUCUAGUUGUUGAGACUACUGCGGGACGAUCAAUGGACCAGAGUGCAGAGAACGUCUCUGACUUCAUAACUGCUAAAGCAGUUGGAAGUCUUAUUGUUGCUUACUUGUCGGGCUACUUGCUUGAAAGAACUUCCAAGCAAAGCAUUUUCUUGGCCACUUCUAUAUUCCCGCUCUUCAUUGCAUUCAUCACCUUCUUUAUGACUGAUGCCGGUGGAGCGCCCUCAUACGAUAUGAAGACACAACUGCGGAUGCUCAUGGAUUUCCUCAAGCAAUCCGUUAUUUGGGGACCCGCACUCUACAUUUUCGCCUACAUGGCUGGGCCCGACUAUGACGAUGCCAUGUUCUUCUAUUUCACCAACAAGCUCGGCUUUUCGCCCACGUUCAUGGGAACCCUUAGGUUAGUUUGCGGCCCAGUGGUUAUGAAAAUUAUGCGGGCACUAUAUUGGAUUUCCAGGUUCACCUACGGUAUUGCUGCUCUGGUUGGAGUUGUGACGUACCGCACUUUUUUCAAGAGCAGCGGGUUCCGCAAAACUCUCCUCGCCACGAUCUUAGUAGCUGUACCUAUAUACCUCUCACCAAGUCUUGAGGGCAGUGUCUACGCCAUGAUGAUGUCCGUUAGGAACACGGGAGCGAUGGCUUCCCGCGGGAUCAGUGCGAUCCUAACCUACAUGGCCGGAAUCACUUCCAGCAAUUUCACACAUCUGACUGGAUACAUCAUGCUUUGCGGGGCAAGCUUGUAA